UGAUCCCGCCUAAAAAAAUGAAUUACUCUUUAUCUCUCCUCUACAUUCAUCCAGAAAAUAUCUCUGGAAUCGUAAACCAUUAUCUUCCUUUCUCUCUCAUUCCUUUUACUCUCUCAUUAACAAACCCUUCAUUUGUUAUUCCCACACCUAUCUAUAUUUGUUACUUUUGAUGUCUAUUUUAAGUCAAUUUUUAUCCCAACCUUCAAUCUCUAUUCUGUUCUGCAAUCUUCCCCAAAUUAAAGAUCCAUUUUUUUUUUUUUGAAAAAAAAGUUACCAAAUUUUUUGGAAUUUUGCUUAUAUAUGAAGCAUCAUGGACCAGUCUGUUUAAAAGUGAAAUGCUAAGAUCUGUGUCGAAUAAACUUACUGCUUUUCCCACAUGGAGUCAUGUUGGUUCCACUGCCUCUUCGAACUCGUGGACUACCAUCCUUCCUGCUCUGGCUCGGUUCGGUUCCAUCGGCGUAUUACGAUCUGCAGUUGAAUUGAUCAAUGACGGCGACAAGCCAGAUGCUUCUCCACUUGUUCACUUGCUCCGCGUCUCCGGCGACCAUGGCUACGUUUCUUUGUGUCAGCAGCUUCAUGGCUACGUCAUAAAACAUGGGUUUGUCUCAGAUACGCGUCUUUCCAAUUCCCUGAUGAGGUUUUACAAGACCAGCGACUCCCUGGAAGAUGCUCACAAAGUGUUUGAUGAAAUGCCUGAGCCAGAUGUCAUUUCUUGGAACUCAUUGGUCUCUGGUUAUGUUCAAUCGGGAAGGUUCCAGGAAGGACUCUCUUUGUUUCUCGAGCUCCACAGAUCUGAUGUCUUCCCUAACGAAUUCUCUUUUACAGCCGCUUUAGCUGCUUGUGCAAGACUGCGUCACUUGCUGCUUGGAGCCUCUAUCCAUUCCAAGACUGUGAAGCUUGGCAUAGAGAAAGGCAAUGUCGUAGUGGGUAAUUGUCUAAUUGACAUGUACGGGAAAUGUGGUUCCAUGGAUGAUGCAGUUUUGGUAUUCCAACACAUGGAAGAAAAGGACACUGUUUCUUGGAAUGCCAUUGUUGCUUCCUGCUCAAGGAACUGUAAGCUCGAGCUGGGACUUUGGUUUUUCCACCAAAUGCCAAAUCCAGAUACUGUAACAUACAACGAGCUCAUCGAUGCUUUUGUCAAGUCCGGGGAUUUCAAUAAUGCCUUUCAGGUUCUAUCAGAUAUGCCUACCCCUAAUUCAUCUUCAUGGAACACUAUAUUGACCGGCUAUGUCAACAGUGAUCGAUCAGGAGAAGCUACUGAGUUUUUCAAAAAAAUGCAUUCGUUGGGAGUCAGAUUUGAUGAGUACAGCUUGUCGAUAUUUCUCGCCGCCAUUGCCACCCUAGCUGUGGUUCCAUGGGGAAGCCUUAUCCAUUCUUGUGCUCUCAAGCUCGGUCUAGAUUCUCGAGUUGUUGUCGCAAGUGCUCUUAUAGACAUGUAUUCCAAAUGCGGAAUGUUGAAGCACGCUGAGCUGAUCUUUUGGAAGAUGCCUAGAAAGAAUCUAACUGCAUGGAACGCAAUGAUCUCUGGGUAUGCUCGUAAUGGCGAUUCAACUGAGGCAAUCAAGCUCUUUAACCAAUUAAAACAAGAAAGAUUCAUGAAACCUGAUCGGUUCACAUUCUUGAAUCUCUUAGCUGUUUGUUCUCAUUGUGAAGUGCCAAUGGAAGUCACAGUUGGCUUCUUUGAGAUGAUGGUCAACGAGUAUGGGAUCAAACCCAGCAUAGAGCAUUGUUGUUCUCUUAUAAGAGCUAUGGGGCAGACAGGAGAGGUUUGGCAGGCAAAAAGGGUGAUUCAAGAUUUUGGUUUUGGGUAUGAUAGUGUGGCUUGGAGGGCUUUGCUUGGUGCUUGUAGUGCUCAAAAGGAUCUGAAAGCUGCCAAAACCGUCGCCGCCAAGAUGAUCGAGUUGGGGGAAGCUGGUGAGGAUGAGUAUGUAUACAUAGUUAUGUCGAAUCUCUAUGCUUACCAUGACAGAUGGAGAGAAGUUAGUCAAAUUAGGAAGAUAAUGAGAGAAAAAGGGGUAAAGAAAGAAGUCGGGUCUAGCUGGAUUCAAGAGCAAAAUGUAGUACUACAGAUUUAGAUUUAGAUUGAGCUUUUGGUUAUCUAAAUAUAAUGUCAAGCUAGCUUUGAAUC
Messenger RNA from Camelina sativa (false flax), 2128 nucleotides. The record is from RefSeq and is a predicted model, not a curated record. Lineage: Eukaryota; Viridiplantae; Streptophyta; Magnoliopsida; Brassicales; Brassicaceae.